AUGUCGAAGGUUGUAAGAAAUGUCAAGAACAUCACGAAGGGGUAUAGUAGUGUGCAGGUGAAGGUGCGAAAUGCUACCUCCAACGACCCAUGGGGCCCGACAGGCACAGACAUGGCUGAAAUUGCGGCCCUCACCUUCAACAACCCGAGCGACUUCUACGAGAUUAUGGACAUGCUCGACAAGCGGCUGAACGACAAGGGCAAAAACUGGCGACACGUGUUGAAGUCUCUGAAGGUUCUCGACUAUGCUUUGCAUGAAGGCUCAGAGUUGGUCGUUACCUGGGCGAGAAAGAACAUCUACAUCAUCAAGACACUUAGGGAGUUUCAAUAUGUUGAUGAGGAUGGGAGAGACGUCGGACAGAACGUCCGGACAUCUGCCAAAGAGUUGACUUCCCUCAUACUCGAUGAAGAACGCCUCCGCAGUGAGCGCUCCGAUCGGAAGUUGUGGAAGACUCGUGUCACGGGCAUUGACGAGUAUGCGCCUCAAGCCAUUUCCGGUCCAUCUCAUCCACCACGCAGAAAUACACAUCACAACAGGGAUGGACUUGCCGAUGAAGAGCAGCGCCAAAUCAAUGAAGCACUCGAAGAAAGCAAACGGGAGGCUGAGCGAGAGGCGCGCAAGCAUCGACAGGUGCAUGAUAAUGAUGAUCAGGACCCGGAGCUCAGGAAAGCCAUCCAACUCAGCCAAGAAGAAGCCGAUUUGCGUAGACGGCAGCUUGAGGAGCAGAACGCAGCUUCGCUUUUUGAUGAUACUCCAGAGCCAGCUCCAGCACAGAGCCAGCCGACGGGAUAUAACCAGGGCUACCAACAACAGCCCGCCGUUGACUGGUUCGGUAACCCACUUCAACAACAGCCUCAAAGCACCGGAUUCUUAAACAACCAGUAUGCACAGCCGCAACAGACUGGGUACCAGAAUGGCUUCAGCAACGGGUUCCAGCCAGCUCAACCCACUGGGUUUGACCAAUUCGGCCAGCAACCGUUCCUUCAGCAGCAGAACACGAUUCAGCCUCAGCAGACAGCUUUCCAGGUUACCAAUUCCUAUGGAGGGCAGCCAUCCCAGGACCUCUUCGGGGUUCAGUCGCCUCAGCAGACUGCACUCCAACCCGGAACAAACAAUCCAUGGGCCACGCAGACACAGGCAGCUGAUGCGCUGAAGCCAUUACCCACUGGCUCGAACAAUCCUUUUGCGCAAAAGACGCAGCAACCAUCCCCCUCGCCUUUCGCUCGGUCAAGCACCCAGCCUUCACUAGGAAUCUUGUACGAGUCGCAACCAACCGGUCAGUUCACCCAACCUUCAAUACAGAAUCCGAUCACAAAUUACUCUGCGCCGCAAUCCCCAUUCCAGCAGCAACAGAAGCCAGCAAACCCACAACAUGCAAAACUUAAUGCUUUGCUGGCUUCGGGUGAGGGUCAAGACACGUUUGGAAACACCGGUGACCUGCGUAUUCCAGCUCAACAUACUGCACCUGGGACGUUCGUUAAUUCGGCUGGGCAAGGCCUCGAUCGUCUACGCGUAGCACAGACUGGCACGAAUCCGUUUUUUUCGUCACAGGCCACCGGAUUUGCACAGGCGCCCGCUCAGACCGGCCCCGCGGGUAAUUUCGGCGGCGCUUACGGACAACAGCAGAACAACAAUCCGUUUGGUGGCCGGCCAGUCGGCCAGCAAAGUGGAAGCUUGAUUGACCUGUAG
Messenger RNA from Cladophialophora yegresii CBS 114405, 1689 nucleotides. RefSeq lists its product as uncharacterized. Gene Ontology annotation, biological process: actin filament organization; endocytosis. Gene Ontology annotation, molecular function: clathrin binding; phospholipid binding. Gene Ontology annotation, cellular component: clathrin vesicle coat; endosome; plasma membrane. NCBI's taxonomy places the organism in Eukaryota, Fungi, Ascomycota, Eurotiomycetes, Chaetothyriales, Herpotrichiellaceae. The transcript has 4 exons. The record is from RefSeq and is a predicted model, not a curated record. The coding region runs from base 1 to 1689 and encodes 562 amino acids.